Molecule: messenger RNA, 1517 nt
Organism: Aplosporella prunicola CBS 121167
Lineage: Eukaryota; Fungi; Ascomycota; Dothideomycetes; Botryosphaeriales; Aplosporellaceae
Exons: 3
Coding region: 59-1240 (393 amino acids)
Biological process (GO): positive regulation of RNA polymerase II transcription preinitiation complex assembly
Cellular component (GO): cytosolic proteasome complex; proteasome regulatory particle, base subcomplex
Molecular function (GO): ATP hydrolysis activity; ATP binding; proteasome-activating activity
Source: RefSeq, a predicted model, not a curated record
CCCCGAUCCGAUCCGCCACGCCUGCCACAUCCCUAGCCACUCGCCGACCGACGUCAACAUGAGCGGCACCAUCGACCCCGAGCGCGAUCAGGCGCUCGAGCAGUACAAGGGCAAGCUUCUGGAAUCAAGAGAGUGGGAGGCAAAGCUCAAGGCCCUGCGGCUGGAGAUCAAGGGCCUUCAGCAUGACUACGACGUGUCUGAGGACAACAUCAAGGCGCUGCAGAGCGUCGGCCAGAUAAUAGGAGAGGUGCUGAAGCAGCUGGACGAAGAAAGAUUCAUCGUCAAGGCAUCCUCUGGUCCCCGUUAUGUCGUCGGCUGCCGGUCCAAGGUCGACAAGGCGAAGCUGAGGCAAGGAACUCGUGUCGCGCUAGACAUGACCACGCUUACGAUUAUGCGCAUGCUUCCCCGAGAAGUCGACCCUCUUGUCUACAACAUGUCGCUGGAGGACCCUGGCCAGAUCAACUUUGGCGGUAUUGGUGGUUUGAAUGAACAGAUCAGAGAACUUCGUGAGGUCAUCGAGCUGCCUCUGAAGAACCCGGAGCUCUUCAUGCGUGUAGGCAUCAAGCCGCCAAAGGGUGUCUUGCUGUACGGACCGCCGGGAACUGGAAAGACGCUCUUGGCUCGUGCCGUAGCAAGCAGUUUGGAGACGAACUUCCUAAAGGUCGUCGCAUCUGCCAUUGUGGACAAGUACAUCGGUGAAUCCGCCCGCCUUAUUCGCGAAAUGUUCGGCUACGCAAAAGAACACGAACCCUGUAUCAUUUUCAUGGACGAAAUCGAUGCCAUCGGCGGUCGCAGGUUCUCGGAGGGUACAUCGGCAGAUCGUGAAAUCCAGCGUACGCUGAUGGAGCUGCUUAACCAGCUGGACGGUUUCGACUACCUUGGAAAAACCAAGAUCAUCAUGGCCACCAACCGGCCCGACACUCUGGAUCCUGCGCUACUGCGUGCAGGUCGUUUGGACAGGAAGAUCGAGAUUGCGCUGCCGAACGAGGCAGGCAGAUUGGAGGUCCUCAAGAUCCACGCCGCAAGCGUGGUGACGGAGGGAGAGAUUGAUUUCGAAAGUGUUGUCAAGAUGAGUGAUGGGUUUAACGGCGCCGACUUGCGGAACGUCGUCACCGAAGCUGGUCUCUUCGCGAUCAAGGACUACCGCGACGCUAUCAGUCAAGACGACUUCAACAAGGCGGUGCGCAAGAUGGCGGAGACGAAGAAGCUCGAGGGCAAGAUUGAUUAUGCCAAGUUGUAAUCUCACAAUCCCCCGUACAGGAGAAUGCGGUUGCGUCACGAUUCUGGUACUGCGGAGGCGUUCAUGGAGAAUGCUGCGGUCCAUAGCACGGCAGGUCACUUUAGCAUGAUAGAAGGAGCUAGGCGUGUAAUAUACAAGCAUCCUGACGCCGUUCCGAAACAUUCCGUAUCUUCGUAUCUUUGCAUCUUUGUAUCUUACUGUUAAGUUGCUUGCGUGAAAAAACGGCAUGGUCCUAGCCCUCCGAUAAGGCUCGAAGCAUCCAUCCAUGCUACCGCGC